Molecule: messenger RNA, 1428 nt
Organism: Dictyostelium purpureum
Lineage: Eukaryota; Evosea; Eumycetozoa; Dictyosteliales; Dictyosteliaceae
Exons: 1
Coding region: 1-1428 (475 amino acids)
Source: RefSeq, a predicted model, not a curated record
AUGUCCAUAUACCAAUAUAAAAAAGAAAAUUUAUAUAUUGGGAAUAGAGUGCCAUUUGGUAGAAUUAGAUCACUUGGGUGGUAUUUAAAGAGGGGGUUAUUUUCACUAUUAAAAGAUAGGGUUUUAAAUUCCCAUCAUUUUAAUGAUGAUUUAAUUAUUAAAAAUUAUAUUUAUGACAAAAAAAGAUAUUAUGGAAGAACUUGUGUAGAAAGGUUAAUUGGUUCUUGUAAUGACAGAGAAUUAUUAAAACUGGUUUAUGAAAAAUACAGGCAAAGAAUCGAAGAGGUAGAGGAAGAUUUGGUAGAAUUGUCCAUUGUUUUCGAAAAUACAACCGCUUUGGAUUUAUUUAUAAAUCAUUAUGGAAAAAUAUUAACUCUCAAAAGCUAUCAACUAUUAAUAACAAAAUCAAAAUAUAAUAAUAUAACAUAUAAAUAUUUAGAAUCAGUCAAAUGGUUAAUAAAUAAUGGUAAUUUAGAUUAUGAGAGUUUUUUUUCUCAAGAUAGACAAACAGAAUCAAAUAAAAGAAUCAAAUAUGAUAAAGAAAUAUGUAGUAUAAAUAAUUUAAUAAUAGAUCAAAAUAAUAAUAAUUAUGAUCAUUAUAAAAUAAAUUUUAAUAAUAAUAUUAGUUUUUUUAUUAACAACCAUAAUAAUAAUAAUAAUAAUAUUAAUAAUUUAGAAAAUAAUAGUAUUAUUAAUAAUGUAAAUUGUAACAGUAUUGAUGUAAAUAAUAAUUGUAAUAAUAACAAUAAUAAUAAUAAUAAUGAUAAUAAUAAUGAUAAUAAUAUUAUAGAAUUAAUUAAAAUGGGAAGAAUAGACUAUGUAUUGCAACUAUUAAAUAAUAAUAGUAGAAAUAACAAUAUAGAUGAUAAUGAUGAUAAUAAUUUAAUCAUAGAUAUAUCAAUUGGAGAUUUAAAAAAAAUUAUUAAAUAUUACAGUUUCGAUUUAAUAAAAUGUAUUAUAGAUUUAGAACCCUUUCAAUGUGAAAUUCCAUUUUUUAAUUAUAUAGAAAAUAAAAUCAUAAAAUAUUCACUCUAUUAUAACAGAAUAGAUGUUUACAAUUAUUUAAUUUACAAAUUGGGUAGAAUUAGCUUUCUUUCCGUCAAAUCUUCAAGUUCUUUCUUUUCUGGUUUUCUAAAGAGGGGUGAUUUACAGGCCUUUAAAUUCACUUUGAAUCAAUAUUUGGUAAACCAUAAAAUCAAAAACCAUUCUUCAAAUCAUUUGCAUAACUUAAUUUUCAAAAUCUAUAAUCGUUCAAAAAAAAAAUUCACCAAAAACAAUUCAAUCAAAAAUUUCUUGGUUAUCCGAUAUCAAAACUUUAUUAAAUCUCCACCACUACAUUAUGAUGAUAUGAGUGUAGAAUAUAUUGUUAAAUUUCAAAACAAUGAAGAAAAUUUAAAUAACAUUCUGUCAAUAAAAAAUAUUUUAUAA